Messenger RNA from Rana temporaria (common frog), 740 nucleotides. Its product is annotated as lysozyme g-like. Lineage: Eukaryota; Metazoa; Chordata; Amphibia; Anura; Ranidae. The record is from RefSeq and is a predicted model, not a curated record. The transcript has 6 exons. Gene Ontology annotation, molecular function: lysozyme activity. Bases 108 to 665 code for a protein of 185 amino acids. Gene Ontology annotation, biological process: peptidoglycan catabolic process.
CAGAACACAAUGUCUCUAUAAAUAGGAAGGACAUUUGCCAGUAUAUUUUUAUUACAGGAAGGGAGGCUGUGCAAGUUAUCUAGAAGAGGAAAAUUUGAAAAGCCAUCAUGUCCAAUUAUGGUAAUCUCAACGAUAUUCCUUGUACUGGUGCCUCAUAUGAAACCGGAAGUCAAGAUGGGGGAAAUAUUUCUGGAAUACCAGCAUCUGAAAAACUGGCAAGAACAGAUCUGCAAAGGGUAAACUGUUACAGGGAGAGGAUUAAGUCUGUGUCCUGGCAAACUGGUGUGGACGCAGCUAUAAUUGCAGCAAUCGUGUCUCGUGAAUCACGUGGUGGAGCUGCUUUGGACGCUAAUAAAUGGGGUGAUCAUGCCAAUGCUUUUGGCCUGAUGCAGAUCGACAAAAGAUGGCAUACUCCACGAGGAGCAUGGGACAGUGAAGAGCAUCUUUUACAGGCCACAGAAAUACUGACUUCCAUGUUUGAUGCAAUCAAGAAAAAAUUUCCAAGCUGGUCAAAAAGCCAUGUUAUGAAAGGUGCUUUAGCAGCAUACAACAUGGGUCCAGACAGCGUUUACAGUUUUGAUGCUGUUGACAGUCGUACAACUGGGGCAGACUACUCGAAUGAUUGUGUUGCGCGGGCAAAGUUUUACAAAAGAAAUGGAUUCUAAAGUCCAUGAUGUUGGUUUCGAACAUUAAAACUACACAAUACAUAAACAAAUUAUGAAAUAAAUUGGCAAAAAAAA